AGUUCAAUGAAUGUGAACAUGGGGUCUGUCACCGGAGCGGUCCUCAAGACGCUACUUCUGUUAUCUACUCAAAAUUGGAACAAGGUCCUAGCUGAGAAUUCCUAUGAUUGUGACGACCCUCUGGUGCCUCCCUUGCCUCAGACAUCAUUCAGCAGCUCUUCUGAGCUCUCUAGCAGCCAUGGUCCUGGAUUUGCAAGGCUAAAUCGAAGAGAUGGAGCUGGUGGCUGGUCUCCACUCGUGUCGAACAAAUACCAGUGGUUGCAGAUUGACCUUGGGGAGCGAAUGGAGGUCACUGCGGUAGCCACCCAAGGCGGGUAUGGGAGCUCCAACUGGGUGACCAGCUACCUCCUGAUGUUCAGUGACAGCGGCAGGAACUGGAAACAGUAUCGCCAGGAGGACAGCAUCUGGGGAUUUUCAGGAAAUACAAAUGCAGACAGCGUUGUGUACUACAGACUCCAGCCUUCUAUCAAAGCCAAAUUUCUGCGCUUCAUCCCUUUGGAGUGGAACCCCAAGGGCAGAAUUGGAAUGCGGAUCGAGGUGUUUGGCUGUGCAUAUAGAUCAGAGGUGGUUGACCUUGAUGGAAAAAGUUCCUUUCUCUAUAGAUUCGAUAAAAAAUCCAUGAGCCCAAUAAAAGAUGUUAUUUCUUUGAAAUUUAAAACCAUGCAGAGUGAUGGGAUUCUACUCCACAGAGAAGGGCAAAAUGGAGAUCACAUCACACUGGAAUUAAGAAGAGGGAGGCUCUAUUUACUUAUUAAUUCAGGUGACACUCAGCUGCCUUCCACUGAGAGCCUGGUCAGUCUCACCCUGGGCAGCCUUCUGGAUGACCAGCACUGGCACUCAGUGCUCAUCCAACGCUUGGGCAAGCAAGUCAACUUCACGGUAGAUGAGCACACGCGUCGUUUCCAUGCACAGGGAGAAUUCAGUUACCUGGACCUUGAUUAUGAGAUCAGCUUUGGAGGGAUUCCAGCACCUGGAAAAUCGGUGUCGUUCCCACAGAACAAUUUUCACGGGUGUUUGGAGAAUCUCUAUUAUAAUGGAGUGGAUAUCAUUGAUUUGGCCAAGAGACACAAACCACAGAUCAUCGCUCUGGGCAACGUGUCAUUUUCUUGUUCACAACCGCAGUCAGUGCCCGUGACUUUUCUGAGCUCCCGGAGUUACUUAGCGCUUCCAGGCACUUCCGGAGAGGAUGAGGUUUCUGCCGCUUUUCAGUUUCGAACUUGGAAUAAGGCAGGACUUUUGCUAUUCACUGACCUUCACCUUGUCCCAGGAAGUCUCCUCCUCUUUCUUCAUGAUGGAAAACUUAGACUGAACCUCUUCCCGCCAGGAAGAUUACCCAGUGACAUCACAGCAGGUGCUGGAUUAAAUGAUGGGCAGUGGCAUUCCGUCACCUUAUCUGCUCGAAGGAAUCACCUGAGUGUGACAGUGGACGGCCAAGGGGCCUCGGCUGCCCCUUCCCUGGGGCCCGAGCAGGUUUACUCGGGGGACACCUAUUACUUUGGAGGUUGUCCUGACAGCAGCUCUGGGUCCAGAUGUCAAGGCUCUCUGGAUGGAUUUCAGGGAUGCAUGAAGCUCAUUGCCAUUAGCGGCGAAGUCAUAGACUUGAUUUCUGUUCAGCAGGGGGCCCUUGGGAACUUCAGUGACCUUCAGAUAGACUCCUGUGGUAUCACAGACAGGUGUUUGCCCAACUACUGUGAGCAUGGCGGCGAAUGCUCCCAGUCCUGGAGCACCUUCCACUGUGACUGUGCAGACACAGGAUACAGGGGAGCAACAUGCCAUAACUCUAUCUAUGAGCAGUCAUGUGAAGCCUAUAAGCACAGAGGAAAUACUUCAGGGUUUUACUAUAUAGACUCAGAUGGAAGUGGUCCCCUGGGACCAUUCCUUGCAUAUUGCAAUAUGACCGAUGGAACCCCUCUGAGCUGGUGGGUUGGAAGAACCAACGAAGUGCAGACUUACUGGGGAGGUUCUUUGCCUGAUCCUAAAAAAUGUGCUUGUGGAUUUGAGGGAAACUGCAUUGAUUCUCAAUAUUACUGCAACUGUGAUGCCGACCGGAAUGAAUGGACCAAUGACACUGGAUUCCUUUCUUACAAAGAACACCUGCCAGUAACUAAGAUAGUGAUUACAGAUACAGGCCGACCGCAUUCGGAAGCCGCUUAUAAAUUGGGGCCUCUCCUCUGCCAGGGAGACAAGUCAUUUUGGAAUUCCGCUUCUUUCAAUACUGAGGCGUCAUACCUUCAUUUUCCUACUUUCCGCGGAGAACUCAGUGCUGAUGUGUCUUUCUUUUUUAAGACAACAGCUUCCUCUGGAGUAUUUUUAGAGAACCUGGGGAUUACGGAUUUCAUCCGGAUAGAGCUACACUCUCCAGCAGAAGUGACCUUUUCAUUUGACGUGGGGAAUGGGCCUUUUGAAGUCUCGGUGCAGUCACCCACUCACUUCAACGAUAACCAGUGGCACCACGUCAGAGUCGAAAGGAACGUGAAGGAGGCAUCCAUUCAAGUGGAUCAGCUCUCACAGAAGACACAGCCUGCACCCGCUGAUGGGCACGCCCUGUUACAGCUCAACAGCCAGCUGUUUGUGGGUGGGACGGCCACCAGACAGAGGGGCUUCCUGGGGUGCAUCCGGUCUCUGCACUUGAACGGGCUCGCCCUGGACUUGGAAGAGAGAGCCAGGGUGACGCCCGGUGUGGAACCUGGCUGUCAAGGACACUGCGGCAGCUACGGGAAGUUGUGUCGCAAUGGCGGGAAGUGCCGGGAGAAGCCCAGUGGGUUUUCCUGUGACUGCACCUUCUCCGCCUACACAGGGCCAUUCUGCUCAAACGAGAUUUCUGCGUAUUUUGGACCUGGCUCAGCUGUGAUUUACAAUUUUCAAGAAAAUUAUUCCUUAAGCAAAAACUCCAGCUCCCAUGCUGCUUCGUUCCACGGUGACAGGAAGCUGAGCCGAGAAACGAUCGAGUUUAGCUUCCGAACAACACGGACACCAAGCUUGCUGCUUUAUCUGAGCGGCUUCUAUAAAGAAUACCUUUCCGUGAUCAUUGCCAAAAACGGAAGUUUGCAGAUCAGGUACCAGCUGAAUAGACACCAAGAUCCUGAUGUCAUUAACUUCGAUUUUAAAAGCAUGGCUGACGGGCAGCUUCACCACUUGAAGAUUAGCAGAGAUGCAGGCGUGGUCUUUGCAGAGAUUGAUGAGACUGCAAGGAGACAAGUCCACCUGGCAUCAGGUACAGAGUUCAGUGCAGUCAAAUCACUUGUACUGGGCAGGAUUUUAGAACACAGUGAUGUAGACCAGGAGACGGCGCUGGCCGGUGCUCAGGGCUUCACGGGCUGCCUCUCUGCCAUGCAGUUCAGCCACGUGGCCCCCCUGAAGGCUGCCCUGCACCCCAGCCACCCAGCGCCUGUCACUGUUAAGGGACAUGUGGCCGAGUCCAGCUGUGCAGCCCAGACUGGCACUGAUGCCACAUCAAGGGAAAGGACCCACUCCUUUGCAGAUCAUUCUGGAACAAUAGAGGACAGAGAACCCAUAGCUAAUGCAAUCAGAAGUGACUCUGCAGUGAUUGGAGGUUUGAUAGCUGUUGUGAUCUUUAUCUUGCUUUGCAUCACUGCCAUCGCUGUCCGCAUUCAUCAGCAGAAAAGGUUAUACAAAAGAAAUGAGGCAAAAAGGGCCGAGAAUGUGCACAGUGCUGAGGCCGCUUUGAAAAGUGAGCUUAACAUACAAAACACAAUCAGUGAAAAUCAGAAAGAGUACUUCUUCUGA
Molecule: messenger RNA, 3747 nt
Organism: Orycteropus afer afer
Lineage: Eukaryota; Metazoa; Chordata; Mammalia; Tubulidentata; Orycteropodidae
Gene: CNTNAP4
Product: contactin associated protein family member 4
Source: RefSeq, a predicted model, not a curated record